AUGGAUGCUGUAGAGUGGUCCUCCAGAGAAGAAGAGCCAAGUAUGGCACGGGCUGUGGUCCGAAGUGUAGGAGGCUUUACCCUAGGUUUGUCCUUGGCCACAGCCUAUGGCCUUCUGGAGCUCCUAGUGGAAGGACACAGCCCCUGGGGCUGCCUAGUGGCCACCAUCACUUUAGCUGCCUUCCUCAGCUUGGGCAUGGGAUUCUCUCGCCAGAUCCGUGCCACCAUCCUCCUGAUGCUUCCCCAGGUCUUCUCCAGGCAGGGCCGAAUGCUGCUGUUGGUGGCUGCCUUUGGGCUGGUGUUGCAAGGGCCUUGUACCAACACCCUGCGCAACUUUACUCGGGCCAGUGAGGCUGUGGCCUGUGGAGCAGAGCUGGCCCUGAACCAGACUGCUGAAGUGCUGGAGCAGGCAAAGCAGCCCCUUGUCAGUGCUUUGACCAAGAUUAAAGCUAUUGCCCAGAGGGCCAAAGUGGUGGCUGACCGGGUUCGCAAGUUCUUCCGGUCAAUCAUGGAUGGAGUGAGGCAUGUGGCCAGAGCCCUGCGGAAUGUGUGGUACUGGCUCCUCCACGUCGGCGACGUGUGCAACUCAGAGCUGGGCAACCCUUACAUGAAAUGCACUGGGGUGUUUGAUGACGCCAAAGACAACUGUAUGAAGAUCAUGUCACAAUUCUAUCACCUGUGUUAUGUGAUCAUGCCCUUCAAACUCGUGCUCUGUGGACUUGCCAACUUGGUCCAGGUGUUCUGUGUCAUCCCCAAGUACAUCCAGCCCUUCUUGCGAAAGACCAUCAGCACUCCCGUGAUGAAGCUGAUUGACCGGGUGCGUCGUGAAUUUGAAUUCAACAUGACGGCCACCUACUACUUCUCUGUGGACCUCAAUGCCUCUCGGAGCCUGUCCCAGGUGGCUCUGGACCUCCAUGAGGCUGUCGGCAUGAAGCUGCACAGUGCUAGAGAGGUCCUGGCUCUGAUGGGUUACACCACGCCUCUGCUGUUGGCACUUCUCUACCUCCAAGCCUUGUGUUACCGGUAUCGUUACCUGAACUGGGACAAUUUUGACAACAUCUAUAUCACCAGCCGCUUCCUGCGCAUGGAGGCAGUCCGUUCCAUAGCAGGGCUACCCACUGUGCUGCCACUCAGUGCUCAUGAGGCCAGAUGCUACAUCCAGCCAGGCUCCAUCUUCUUGUCCCGACGGGAGCAGAUUUUUUAUAUAUUGGAGACCUUUGCUCUUGUCCGCCAUCUCCUCCUCAUGAUGCUCCUGGUCUUCCUGGACUAUGCUGUCUUCUGGGUGCUUGACCUGGCCCAGUACCACCUGCAGGGGGAGAUCGUGGCCCGAAGCCCUGUGCUAUUGUCUAUAACAGUGGAAGGGACUGGCUAUUCAGGGAAUAUUUACCGUGACCUGGUGUCAGCAUUUGACAUUCUGCAACAAGGCAACAUCAGUGUAUUAUCCCGGCGCUGCCUCCUACAUCCCUCAGAACCAGACACCACUGGUUACAUUGUUAUCGGUACCAUGUAUGGCCUCUGCUUCUUCGUCACUCUCUUUGGCAGUUAUGUCAGCCGGCUGCGGCGUGUCAUUUGUGCCUCCUACUACCCAUCCAGGGAACAGGAAAGGAUUGUCUACCUCUACAACAUACUUCUUAGCCAUCGAACCAACAUUUUAGCCACAGUGCAUCGAGCAGUGAAGCGACGGGCAGCUGACCAGGGCCGCAUGAAUGUCCUCCAAGUGCUAGCCAUCCGGUGCCCCUUCCUGAGUCCAUUUCUCAGCCCAUUUGUGCUGCAUCAAUCCUACUGCCUGGGCUGUGGACAACCUGAAGACAAAGGGGAUGUAGGGAACUUUGUGUCCUGCAGUACCCCAGGCUGCAAAGGUUUCUAUUGCCAUUCCUGUUUCCGGCUCCUGGACAACACCUGUUCUGUGUGUGCAUCUCCCCUCUCCUACCAGGGACACCUGGACCUGGAGCUGGACUCGAGUGAUGAGGAGGGACCUCAGUUAUGGCUGGCUGCAGCUCGAAGAAGGGCCCCUGAACAGGAACUGAAACUGCGACAGCAGCUCCAGGAAGCACUGGGUAGGAGUCUCUCAGAGAGGUCCAGCCCAGAGUCCAGUGACCAAGACAAAGAGAAGGGUCCUGGGAUGAAAUGAAGCUUCCAGAAGCAGAUCAGUCUGCUAGCCUUCAUUUUCUCCCUGAGCCCCAGAUAUCAAUUCAGAAAUUCAACCAUCCACCUCUUCAGCCUCAGAACCUGAGUCUCUUUCCUCCUCCUGAUCCCUCCCAUUAAUCCCCAAAAUAAAGGAACCAA
This is a messenger RNA of Nannospalax galili (Upper Galilee mountains blind mole rat), 2285 nucleotides long. RefSeq names its product DC-STAMP domain containing 2 (gene Dcst2). Gene Ontology annotation, cellular component: membrane. The transcript has 15 exons. The coding region runs from base 1 to 2130 and encodes 709 amino acids. Lineage: Eukaryota; Metazoa; Chordata; Mammalia; Rodentia; Spalacidae. The record is from RefSeq and is a predicted model, not a curated record.